ACACAUAGAUACACACACAUACACGUGUGUGUUAGUUAUAUAGUAUUUAUAUGCUGCGCGUGCAUUCCUUUUAUUUAUUUAUCUCUCGUGCUAGGACAGCAGGUACUGCUAUUAAUUUAUCCGGAGGAUUACCACUGGAUUUAGCAAGCUUUUUUAUUAAUAUACUGUCGCUACUACAAUUACUUAUUAUCUCCACCACUCUUAUUAUUAUUGCUGAAUGUGCGGGAAGGAAGGUGGUGGGACUUGACCUAUCUUGUGUACAUAUAUAUAUUUGUAUAUCAACACUUGAACUUACUAGAUUUGUGAAAAUAACGUAGAAAGUUUGUUGUCAAGAAAAACGAAAGAAAAGCUCUUAUUUCCGUGUUGUUUUGUAUCACGAACUAAACUAAAACAAAUCUGAUUUCUUUUUAUGAUAUUGUUGUUAUUGUGGAGAGAGAAAUUUUAUCUUAUUUUUCUGUAAUAUAAAUUCGUUCACAUGGAUUACUUUUAUUGUUGAAAUCAGAUUUUUGAAAUUCAAUAACCACCACCUGACUAAAAGGAAAAAGUCAACAUUGAAAAUUACCUGAUAAUUGGUGGCUGUUUUACUUUGGAAGAGUCAAUAGAGUUCUUUCACAGUGGUGGAUUCUGCAAAAAUGUUCAAGAAGCAUAAAAAGCCAGAUCGAGCAUUGUACGUGUUCCCUGCACGUCGCAUGAUUGCAGAAAAUGAAUCGCAGCAGAAACCUUCUUUAAUUAAUGAUGAGCUUGAAUACAACAGCAACAGCAGUGUCGAUGUCACACACAGAAAUACUGUGAACACUGAUAUUACACAUCAAUGUAAACACCUGGAGUCUCCUUCAAGCAGACAACAACGUACUGUUUCAAUUGCCACAAGAGAUCAGGUAAAUGGUCUCCACAAAAUUCUGUCCAACAAGUUAAAUAAUGAAUCCUCUCCAUACAGACAACAGCGUAAUGUUCCAAGAGCUAGCAGGUCUCCAUCAAACAAGUUUAAUAAUAAAACUUCCCCUAACAGACAACAACUUAUCGUUACUUAUACCAGCAAGGACCAGAUAAAUAACGGUAUCCACAAGACUUUAUCAAAUACUUUGAAUAAUAAUAAUAAAUCUUUUCCAGAUGAGGGUGAAUUCGGUGUGACAAAGGAAGUCGGUCAUGAUUUUGUUUGUUCCAGACAGUUUGGUCGUGCUAGGCAGCCAUACUCCUCAAACUCACAAGAAGCAAAUAAAUUUAUGGGAGCAGGAAGAGGAAGGCUGCUUUCCCUUAUGGAAAAUUACUUGAAGAUGGAAUCAGAAGAAAGGAAUGGCCACAGUAAAGAAUCUGAUUCUUUGACAUCUGCAGAUACUUGUGGUACUGUCAUCCACAAUCAGCAUACAAUACACAAUAAUUCUCAUCCAAACUCUUCAUCUAAUGGUGUUUUACGAAACAAACGUGAGAAUCCCAGAAUUUUGGGUAAAGGGAGAGCUCGCUUAGCUAAAAAGUCUACAAUGGCUGAAAAAAAAUCUCCAAGAGUUUCAUUGGACAGAAGCUCCUUGAAUAGUCCAGACAUGUCAGCUGGACAGUUUGACUCCUGUGAUCAAGAGGAAGAAGUGCAGCAACAGGAAGAAAAAUCUCCAAGAGUCUCAAUGGACAGAGGCUCGUUGAAGAGUCCAGACAUAUCAUGGGACAGUUCUGAAAUUCCAGAUGGAGACAACACUACUGAAAAGACUGCUGUGGAAAACAAACCUCUGAGCUGGGCUGAAGAAAUGAGAGAAUUUGAUCGACUUCAUCUUAAGGGUAAUAACAGUGAUUAUGAUGAUGAUGAUGAUGAUAGUAAUUGUAGCAUGUCACCACAUGUUCUGAGGAAUUCAGUCGAGAAAGAGAACUGGUUAUAUAACAGUGGAUCACCUGAAAAUCAUGUUUCAUACAAAACAAAUAACUAUUCACCCAAUGGAAACCAAUAUUCUGAGAAUGGAGUAAAUAACAGGCAUCGCUCUAAACAUCGGAUUAACACACGAUGGCGGACAGUUUCCAAUGAUUCCGGUUCUAAUGGUAACAGUUUCAACUCUAGAAAUAAAGUGACAUCCAAUUUUGUUGUCAAUGGAAACCAAGUUUCUCCGAAAGACCUACAGCAUAAAAUAAAUAGCAUCACAAACAAUGGGAGAAUUAACACUUCUUCAUAUGGGAAUAAGCGGACAUCACUAACAAACGGUGACCAUACGGAAAGAAUAACCAAAUCUUGGGAAGAAAGCUUUCUAUCACGAUGUUCAGCAGCUGGCUACAAAUUCUUUGAUACUCAUUGUCACCUAGAUAGAAUCUUUGAUGAUCUGAAAAGUAAAUCAGAAAAACAUUUCUCAAAUUUCAAAGAAUUUAAAGAAGCAAAUUGGACAACAUUUCCAAAAGAAUUUGCUGGUUGCUUAACUGUCUUUUGUGAUCCUUGGAGAUUUGAUUCUAAAGGAAGUCUGCUAUGUAGCUUCAUCAUGGAAGACAACGUGUGGAUAGCAAUGGGAUGUCACCCAAAGAGGGUGAAGUAUUUCACUGCUGAACGAAUGCAGCAACUGAAGGAUUGCCUGUUGCAGGUGCCAUCCAUUGUAGCUGUUGGAGAGAUAGGAUUAGACUACUCUGGAGUGUUUUAUCAACAAAUAGAUGAUCAAAAACGGGCUUUACGGGAUCAAAUCAGACUAGCAGUUGACAUGAAUAAACCAAUUAUCAUACACUGUAGAGAUGCUGAAGAAGAUUGCCUUCAGAUUUUUCUGGAAGAAUGUCCUCAGAACUGGCCCAUCCACCUUCAUUGCUACACAAAUUCCUAUAAUUGUGCACAGAAAUGGCUGAAUGCCUUUCCAAACCUUUGCAUUGGACUAACUCCCAAAGUGACUUACAAAAGUUCCACAGCACUCCAUGACACAGCUCACAGGAUAUCUUUAGACCGUCUUCUUUUGGAAACUGAUGCUCCCUACUUUAUUCCUUCAAUGGUUUCACAGAAUUCAAUGGUUACCUCACAUCCGGGAAUGGCUUUCUCUGUCGCAGAAACUGUCGCAGACCUAAAGAACAUCAGUGUGAAAGAAGUUCUGAAAGCUUGCCUGGAGAAUACACAGAGACUUUACGGAAUCAAACUAUAGAAAUAAACAAAAAAAUUUUUUAAAAAAAGUAAAAUUUACCAUAUCAGAAUUUAA
Messenger RNA from Octopus bimaculoides (California two-spot octopus), 3143 nucleotides. RefSeq lists its product as uncharacterized. Lineage: Eukaryota; Metazoa; Mollusca; Cephalopoda; Octopoda; Octopodidae. Gene Ontology annotation, molecular function: hydrolase activity, acting on ester bonds. The record is from RefSeq and is a predicted model, not a curated record.